ACGGGAUCGGUGACGGGAUCGGUAAAGGGAUCAGUUACAGGAUCGGUGACGGGAUCGGUGACGGGAUCAGUUACGGGAUCUGUGACGGGAUCAGUUACUGGAUCGGUGACGGGAUCAGUUACUGGAUCAGUUACAGGAUCAGUUACUGGAUCUGUGACUGGAUCAGUUACGGGAUCGGUUACGGGAUCAGUUACUGGAUCGGUAACAGGAUCAGUUAUGGGUUCAGUCACGGGAUCAGUUACCGGCUCUGGAUCAGUUACAGGAUCGGUGACGGGAUCGGUGACGGGAUCAGUUACGGGAUCUGUGACGGGAUCAGUUACUGGAUCGGUGACGGGAUCAGUUACUGGA
Molecule: messenger RNA, 348 nt
Organism: Drosophila busckii
Lineage: Eukaryota; Metazoa; Arthropoda; Insecta; Diptera; Drosophilidae
Product: period circadian protein-like
Exons: 2
Source: RefSeq, a predicted model, not a curated record